AUGUGGAGAGAUGAACUCAAUAAAGCGAAAAUUGAUGUAGAAUGGAUUGACCAAAGUGAAACAGUUGACUUCAUUUGUUGUAACGGUCACGGUAAACGGCCAGGACAAAAGAAGGAAAAUGUGUGUAAGAAACCACGCGUAGCAUUGUAG
Molecule: messenger RNA, 150 nt
Organism: Loa loa (African eye worm)
Lineage: Eukaryota; Metazoa; Nematoda; Chromadorea; Rhabditida; Onchocercidae
Exons: 1
Coding region: 1-150 (49 amino acids)
Source: RefSeq, a predicted model, not a curated record